AUGGGAAUGACUAUGAAUAAUCUUCAGGACAAGUAUAAGAACCUGCAGGACCAGAAUAAAAGCCUUCAGGACCAAAAUGAGAAUCAGAAGAAGGAUUACGAACGCGAGAUGAACGGGUGUUACGGGUCGUUUGUGGUCGUUGUGCUACUCUUCGCCGCCGUCAUAAUAUGUGGCUAUCAGCGAUCUUCUUCGCCCGAACGUUGUUCAUAUGCGCUAGAAGCGAAAGCAGUCCAGAUGACGGCCACGCCUACUACGGUCACGGUCACGCUACCGGUAGCCACGCCUACUACAGUCACAGUCACGCUACCGGUAGCAACCAACGCCAUGCCGACAAUCGAGGCUGCUUCAGCGAUCAAAGCCGCCUCAUCGACCGAUGCUGCAUCGUCAACUGAACCGGUAAGCCUUUUCCUAAAGUCGUACUUUCUACACAGGAAUGCAGUCUACUAA
Alternaria hordeiaustralica is the source of this 447-nucleotide messenger RNA. RefSeq lists its product as uncharacterized. The transcript is spliced from 2 exons. Lineage: Eukaryota; Fungi; Ascomycota; Dothideomycetes; Pleosporales; Pleosporaceae. The record is from RefSeq and is a predicted model, not a curated record. The coding region runs from base 1 to 447 and encodes 148 amino acids.